CACCCCUGUUCAGAAUAUCCAGAAGGGUAAUGGGCAAGUUGCCAUGAGUAGACCGAGUUCCAUUGUUGUUUCCCGAGCAUUAGUUUUGAAUCAAUUGCCAUGGAUUGCGGGUUUUGUGCGAAUCCAGGCCAAUUCACGUGCUCCAGAUGCCACAUGGUUCGUUAUUGCUCCAAAGAGCACCAGAAGAAGCAUUGGAAAGAACACAAGACAUCGUGCAAAUGCUAUCGAGUCGAAGAAAACGAGGUGUAUGGGAGGUUUCUAACCGCUCAACCAGGUCUCCCUGGGCAGAGUCCGCCCCCGGUGAUUAAGGCGGGCCAACGGAUCCUCCAGUCCAGUCCGGUCUUGGUGGGACCCCGACUCGAGUGUCCGUCUCCGGUUUGCCUCAGUUGCCUCAAGGCCUUGGUGUCGGAUGGUCGAGGUCGACGAGCUGGUCUUGGGGGCUUAACCCAAGCCAUGAAGACAAAGGAGGAAUCUGUCAAUUGUAAAUCUUGUCAGUUUGCUUUCUGCUCCCAGGAAUGCAUUCAACAGCCAUCUCAUGCCACCAAGGAAUGUAAAAUCAUCGCUCAAUUAACAAGGCUUUGUAGAAGAGCGACGUCGGACGUUGGGCCACCUCCAUCUCCUCGUUCUCGACCAUGUGUUGGCUCCUUGGUCGGGAGUGGCGGAGAAUCUCCUCAGGAGGAGGAGCAGGAGGAGGAAGAAGAAAAAGAAGAAGAUGACGAAGACGACGAGGAUGAUGAUGAUGAUGAUGAUGAUGAUGGCAAUGGUAAUGGCGGUAACAGCACAUUCCAGGCUGACUGCCGCUCUCUGGGCUAUGAAGCCAUUCUGCCACUCCGCCUUCUGAUGGCCUGGGAUGAGAAAAAAUUCCUGACAUUAUUGAAGCUGGAAUCUCACGUUACAGCACUUGAGAAUCAGACAACACGAUGGAAUGCCAUUCGAACAAAGGUCAUAGAGGUGUUACGACAGCAAUGGGAAGAAUCGUUGGUUGAACAGGCCUGUGGGUUAAUUCUCACCAAUACAUUCGAGGUGAUGAUCAGCCCGCAAGAGGCGCCUCUCCUCGGGAUAUAUGAGGAGCCCUCGCUCAUGAACCACGAUUGUGUCGGGAAUACACGCCUUGUCAUGUCCUCCGAUCUCAAAUUGACCGUUUAUGCCAGCAUUGACAUUAAGGCCGGGAUGCCCAUCCUAUUUAAUUACGUCCGACCUUUGGAUUCCAUAGUGGCUCGACAAAAGUACCUGAACCGGAAUAAGUUUUUUCAAUGCACUUGUGCCCGAUGUCAUGACCCGACGGACUUGACGACCUUUGUUAGUUCCCUCCGGUGUCCAAGCUGCAAUGGACCAGUAGUGGCCCAAGACCUUCAUAGCUUGGCCGGAGACUGGUCUUGCCUCAAAUGUCAGGUCAUGAUGAAACCGAAGCAAGUGAUGGGCUCAUUACAGAGGCUGGAGGAGAUCCAGAACAAGGUGGAAACGGCCAACUCCGAGAAGGCCCUAAACCAGUAUCUAAAGGAGACCAAGAUGGUGGCAUUUGACACUCACGGGUUGGUUUGCGAUAUUCUCCAGAAGCUGAUCCGAAUCAUGAGUCCACAAGCAACUCAUGGCCCUCAUGUUGAGGCUGUCUUGGGGCAAAAAGUUCAAUACUGUGCAAUUGUGUUGAGAGUCCUGGACAAACUCGAACCUGGAUUGAGUCUUGGACGAGGUAAUCCCCAUCUUUCUAAUUACCAAAUAUUCGAACCUGGGCCAGACGAUGUAUGUGACCUUCUACGUUUUCUCCUGCUUCUUCUAGGCAUUGUGCUCUACGAAAUGCAGUCCACACUCGUCCAAAUCGCCAAUGUAGAGUUCGAAAAAGAUCAAACCAGGGUGACUGAAUUGAUGGCUUCGUUGGUGAAGGCCAAAGAGAUGUUGGUGACUGCCGACCAAUGUCUGGCCCUGGAGCCACCUCAAUCUCCCAUCCGACUCCAAUUUGGCCACAUUCAAGGAGAUGUCCAAGAGUUGGACAAUUACAUAGAGAUGGUUAAGUACCUUUGAACGGUUUGGACUAUUCCCAGUCUUGAGGACAGCCUCAACCCCAAAAUGAAUGCAGAGGGUUGCUUCUCUUUCUAUUCAUUCCACUUUUUGCAUCGUUCCGACUUCUGAAGGUUGAAAGUGGAAAUAAAAAUCAAAGCUCCCAAAGAAUGUCUUCCUUCAUCUUCAAUCUCCUUCUCCUCCUCCUCCUCCACCUUCGCCGCCACCACCACCACCAGCCCUAGCACCAAUAUCUCCUUUCCUUCCCCCUCCUUCUCUGCAGAGUACUCAAACAACAACCACAAUUCUUUUCCGUUGGUCUUGAGGGUCGAUCGGCGAAUUCCAUGUCUAUGGCAGAGGUCUGAUAGGAGAUAGUCACAUUCCUGGCAUUCCUCAGCCAUUUUACUCUGUAAUUAUGAGUGGCGUCAACUCGGCAAUCGUGACAGGAGAUUCGACAGCUACCAGGACGGCUACCGCCUCGAAAAGAAAUGACGUCCAUCCACUGAGUUGAAUAAGUUAAUCGAUUCCGCCAACCUCAUCAAGAUGACAUGGACUUGAGAGUUCUAUUGGUAUGGCCAUGGGGACACAUCCUUGACGUUGUAAUUGGGCCCAAGUGGUUAGAGGGCCUAGGGAGAACGGGAUCCAAAGGGCAGACAAUAUCUCAGUGGUUAGAUGUCAAAAGGUGUUUGCAUGCUGUGAGAACCUACAGAGAGCUCUUGCUUAAGGCAAACAAUCAACGCCAAUUGGUUCCUGGGGUAAUUAUUAUCAUUAAAAUGAAAGAAGUUGAACUUCUCUCACGCGGAUGGAUCGAGCCCCGACGUCGUUUGGAAUGUCCGUCGUCGCUUUCAAGUGGUCGAGUGACGAAGGCUCCUGACUCAUGAUGGUUUAGUGGUGGUUAUGAUGGCAGUGGUGGCAAUAGAAAUAGUAGUAGGGAUAAUGAAAGACCUACUACUACUACUAACAAUAGUAGUAGUAGUAGUAGUAGUAGUAGUUGUAGUAGUAGUGGUAGCACACAGAACUAGUGCCACCACUAGGCUCAGUAAUCUAGUGGUCGACGUCGUAAUAAUGAUGAGGGUUGAUGAAUGAAGGGAUCUCCAACUCAUAAUCAUGGAUUAUCAGGAUUCGCUCGCUGGUCAGAUCAGCCCGGGAGUUUUUCCAACAGAAGGGCGGACGUAUUUGGGACAUUGGUUGGCGUGAAGUGGCUGCUCUGCUCGGGCGAAUCAGGCCAAUUUGAAUUGGCUAUUUUGAAAUGCAGUCAUUCUUUGUAAAUGAAUUCUUGGCUCCAGAGAUCUCCGAAAAGGCCAAGAAACCUGUAAUCAACAUUCCAUUGUCUCCGUCUGGGGACCGCGGAGGAGGACUAAAGGGGUUGUUGCAUCCCUUUAAACAAUGAGCAAUCGUAAAUUCCAAAUAUUCGAAGGGGGGAAGGGCUCUAAUUUCUCACAGACAAAAAUAAGAAAGAAAAACGCGAUGCAUAAAUCAAAAAGGGUUCGUUCUAAUUAGAUUCUGGCUUUGAUUGUCUUGGAGUGAGGGGACAUGAGACAGAAAGAAAGAGAGAGAGAAAAGGAGAGGGAGAGCUACCUCGUGUGACUGAUUAGGGACACCCCUAUUUGGGUUUGAUGACCCUUGACGGGCAAACCAACCAACCAGCCAACCAUCCAUCCAUCCAUCCAUCCAUCCAUCGAAGGAUAGAUGGACUGGAUAGUAAGCUAAUCAAAAUUCCAACUCAAAGAGGAGCACAGAUCGUCAAGCUUGAUAUGGAAUUCUUUCGAGCCUUUUACGCUCAUGAUGUCGCCAUAUUUAUGUCAUCACUUGACUCAAUCUCUGAUGUUCAUCCAGCAACCAAUGAUCGUUGUCAAUGAGGGGGAUCCCGUAUAUAUGGGGUAAACCGAACGACGGUUACUUCCACGCUCUCUGACGAAAUUCCAAAGUGAUGCCCAAAAUAGAUUUCGUGGCCAAUUUGCCUUGACCGAACCAAAGCCAUUUAUUUCAUAUAACCUCAAGUCAAUAACUCAGAGUUUUUCCCAUAAUAUGCAAAUACGUUUACAUACGUAAUUAUCUAGCUGGUCAUGGGUACAAUUCGGCCCAUUACCUGCAUACCAAAGCGUUUGAUUGGAGUGUUAGCGCUCCGAUAUCCACCGCCACGCGUGACCGUCAACCAAGUUUGACGUCGUCGUUGUCGGUAGCGCCGAGUGUGAAGGGUCGUGCGGUCGUUGGUGAUCGGUGGUUGGUCCGCGGUCCGCGGUCGCUCUACUCAUCCAUCCAUCCAUCCAUUGAUCCAACCAUCGGUUCGCGGGGAUAGGAUUCUUUCUUGAGUACCGGGGUUUUGGAGGACGACAAUUGACGCUGGAAUUCCAGCUUCAGAGUGGUGGGUGAUCUUGGCUUUUGGGGCGUUAAAAUCCCACGUUCCCCUCCUCCUCCUCCUCCCCCCCCCUUUUCUGGACUGCUCUCCACCCGAAAAAACUCUUUCUCAUCUCAGUUGCUCAGAAAGAACUCGAGAAAUGGCAGACACAUCGACAGUCAGAGUGAUUUUCUCCUCGUUGCAAACACGAAAUGUGCUUUAUACUGUUAUACUUCUCGUGGCAUCGUUGGCCCCCGAAAUACAAGGGGCACCCGCUCGUUCGGAACAGCCCGAGCUCCCAAGGGAUGUUAUUACUACAUUGGACAAGAAUCACCCUGUUAUGAAUGUUGUGAACUCACUGUUAAACUCGCUACUCGAAGAGACACUCUACAAACGAAUGGAAAGCCUACUUUUGGAUCCCGGACGAAGUGCCCGGAACUCAGUGGACAAGCAAAAGAUUGUCGAAUCCGCCGUCGAGAACUAUCAACACCAAGAGAUGAAUAUUCCCGAGCUCCAGGCAAAUGAAGGCCAUCAAAACACAGAAUCCCUGAGACACUUCACAAAACUGGCCGGAUACUGGAUACGAGAGAGUCCGGAACCCGUGGCGAUGGCGUCUGCCAACGAUUUAUCGAACGAGGAGGAAGCCUCGAACCCCACGGAGGACGACUCCUAUGUAGAUUACAAGACUGAGGUGUACGUCAUCACGGAUUUAUUCACAUCGACCACCACGGAGCCGCCAUUAGGUGACUGAUGAUCCCUUAAUGUGGGCCCAACCAAGUUCCCCGGAGAGGUUCCAGCAGACCACUCGCACUCUCCAGGUUUUUGUCACUGUGAUAUCAAGAUAAAGUUUAAUAAUUUAUAGAUGAAACUGCUCAACUUCAGCCGUCGCUCGCAAUUCGCAAUACAUAUCUGUGUGCACAUCGUUGGUUUUUGGACGAACAUUUAUUUUUUAUUACACAACAUUUGAGGCGCAACGAGUAAAUAGAUAACAUUAAACAUU
Tigriopus californicus is the source of this 5333-nucleotide messenger RNA. RefSeq lists its product as uncharacterized. NCBI's taxonomy places the organism in Eukaryota, Metazoa, Arthropoda, Copepoda, Harpacticoida, Harpacticidae. The transcript is spliced from 3 exons. The record is from RefSeq and is a predicted model, not a curated record. The coding region runs from base 100 to 2019 and encodes 639 amino acids.